UUUGGCGCGCUUUAGGGUUCUUCGUCCUUGAGCGAUGACGAUGGCGAUUGCGAUUGCGAUUUCCUGGCAGCCGCCGCCUUGCAGGAUCAAGUGCCCGUGGGUAGGCGCCGGCUUUCGGAGGCACUCGGUCGGGGGAUUCGUUCGGCAGCAGCGAGAGCUUAGGGCAGGGAAAUCUGUGCUGAGAGAUCAUUUUCCUCAUAAACUGGGUCGGUGGAAGCUCCAUCAUUCGUCUUCUUCUUCACCGGAUUACCUUGUGGAGAGGCCGAGUGAGGUUCUCAUGGGUUUCUGGUGUGGGCCGGAGCGUGAAGAUGGAUCGGGCGUCGUCCUCGGCCAAUUCGCCCCAGUAAGAUGAUCGACGCCAGGGCGAUCUCUCUCUCUCUCUCUUGUCUGGCAACAAACAUUGAGUACUUCAACAUGGAAGAACCAUUGUCUUCUUUUUC
Messenger RNA from Selaginella moellendorffii, 440 nucleotides. RefSeq lists its product as uncharacterized. Bases 35 to 352 code for a protein of 105 amino acids. The record is from RefSeq and is a predicted model, not a curated record. The transcript is spliced from 2 exons. Lineage: Eukaryota; Viridiplantae; Streptophyta; Lycopodiopsida; Selaginellales; Selaginellaceae.